AUGGCCCUCGUAGAAAAAUCGUUUCUCCCCUUGAAUGCGUUGAAUGGGGUUCGCGCACUUGUCUCCUCGUGCGCAGGGCCAAUGCAGCCAUCCUUUUCAGUCUCCUCUCACAUACCACACAACUCAAUCCCAGCCACCAAUAACUUGAGUACGACUAGCCUCAGUUUACCCUCCCUCAAAGACGUCCUUUUCAACGUCGGUCUUGCACAACGGCAGCAAUCUACAUUACCUGCUUAUACGCCAGUCAAUAGAAGUUCGAAUGCCGUUGUUCCUAUCGCCUCCCAAGAGGUCGAGGUGGAUUUCUCAGCCGCCAUUGGCGCUCUGAGUAUUGUGGACCAUGAAGAAAACCAACCUCGAAGUCGUCUCCCUCAGAGGACAAAAGCAAAAGCGUCCAAGAGGGGCCGGCGCGACGCUCCGUAUUCGUUAGGCUUUGAAUCGGCUUUUGAUCCUCACACCUACGGCGAAGACCUGGAGAUCCAUUCGCACUAUCAGGAUAUGCCUGUUGUGGGAGAUCCUCCCCAGCAGACUCGUUCCGCUGACCGAGUUGCCGUGACUCAGGCAACACGAGCUCGCAGACGCGCUACAACUCGAGAGACAUAUGAUCCUGAGUUGGAUCUCAAGAUAAUCCGAUACAUUGAUCUGGGCGACUUAUGGGACCUAAAUGUCGUCCAGACUGGCCGUUACGAUAGGAAAGGUACAGCGAUCUACCGUUGCUUGAACCCCGACACCAAGGCGCCUGGAAUGUGCAGUUAUCUGGCAGCAAAGCAGACCGUCAAGCGGCAUGUCCACACCGUCCACCUGGAGCUACGCCCUUACGUCUGCGUUUUUCGUGAUUCAGUCACUGGGGAACCCUGCAACGCUGCUUUCAGUCAAAAGUCUGCCUUCAAAAUCCAUCGACAGAGUGUGCACACCCAUGAACAAAAACAUGGUUGCCCUGUGUGUGGCCUUAUGUUCUCGGAUCCUUCUAAGCGGAACAAACACCAGGGCUUUAAACACCCUGAAGUCGAAACUAAGAAGCGGACGAAGAAUCCCUACGCGGCGCUUUUUGAUUCUGAAAUUCACGACGCCAAUGCCCCGGAGGAUGAGGGGACGUCGACGAGCCCAGAUAAUCCCAUUGAGGUGUCCUAG
Molecule: messenger RNA, 1128 nt
Organism: Cyclocybe aegerita
Lineage: Eukaryota; Fungi; Basidiomycota; Agaricomycetes; Agaricales; Hemipholiotaceae
Source: the annotation of a GenBank genome assembly